Molecule: messenger RNA, 2909 nt
Organism: Porites lobata
Lineage: Eukaryota; Metazoa; Cnidaria; Anthozoa; Scleractinia; Poritidae
Source: the annotation of a GenBank genome assembly
CAACUUUGUCCUGCUGCAUUUCAGCAGUUCUGUGUAGUGCAACUGUUUAAUUUCCUGCAGUCAGGUAUACGCGGACGCAAGAAGCACUUUAAGCCCAUAAAUACCAUGUUGUAUUCCACUUGUUUUUUCACAUCUCUGUUGUACCUUUGCCACUCAACACUAAAAGCCCAUGCAUCAAAUCCAGGAAAAAACGCCAAGAGCGUUUUAUUGUCGUACCAUGAGGACGAUGCGUACUCUGUGUAUCAGCCGUGCGCGUGCCGUAAGCAAGGCACGUUUUCGUUUUUAUUUAACACCCAUCAAUCAGAGGCGUUUCUGGUGUAUCAAGACGAUGGUAACUUCAACAACUUUGACUUAUUUCUCAUCAAUGGAAAAAUCCAAGCAAGAGUACUUUUUGAUGAGUGCGGCUCCAAUACUGAGACGCUCUUGAUAAAAGGCAACUUUUCAGAUUCUCGCUGGCAUCGAGUUCAGUUAAGAAAAGAAAAAACCAAACUGACUCUUAUAGUGGAUGGAUGUCAUUCUCAGUCUAUCUCGUGUUCCUUUCCACCACCAAAGGAAACAAAAUGGAAUGCUCUUUACGUUGGAAAAGUUCCUAGUCACACGAAGAGGAAUUCGUUGGCGAAACCAAGCAUUAUUAAGGAGACACUCGUUUCUGGGUAAGUUGAAUCUGAGUAAAACAUUUAUGCUUUAACUUAUUUCAAGGAGGGCCAAGAACGAAUUAACCAAAUAAAUUAGGGUGCAAAAGUUCUAUAUUUCUCAGAUGGAGGAAACUGAGAAACGAACAGCUUCACAUGGACAAAAUAGUAGCUCGAGGACUCUCAAUUCUUGCCUAUGAACACAACCCCGGUCUUGGCAGUGCAUGCAUUAUUGGCAUUUGACUUCUCAAAUUGAGAACAUAAUGUUUUAGCCCCGAAUUGGAGCGUACUGACGAUUAGAGAAAAAGUCUCUUAAUGGUAUGGAAAGAUUCAGGAGGGAGGAAGGGACAUUAUAAAUCCAUAAAUACUUCUUAAAUUGUCGGAAAUUAGUUAUGAAAGAUAAAUAGCGUCCGUACGUCAUUAACGAACCAAGUUGACAAGAUCUCGAAGAAAAAAUACUUCAUUCUGCUGCAGAUCAAUCUUUUUCAGCAAAAUUUAUUAACCUUUAAUGAAAUAUUAUCAUUACUCUGAUUCUGAUAGGUUUCAAGGGUGUAUCGGUCAGGUAACACAUAAUGCACCUGGAAAACCACCCGAACCUCUGCCACUGCGCAAUAGCUUGGAGACUGGACGCUUCUGUGAAAGUCAAUGCAUAUUUGGCGGGAAGUGCGACAAUUACACUGACGAUGUCGGAAAAAGUGACGAGGAAUGCGAGUGUCCCGGAUUUGAAGUCGAGAAAGAGCUUUGCAGGGAAAACCUCACACAUGCACAGAAAGGCUUAUCGAUUGGAUUUAACAAAACUGACGCCUUUUCUACGACAGUCACACCAAAUCUGAUGUCUUCGAGGCAAAUUAAAGCUUUGGCAGCAACAGCUUCUUUAUUCAAUACUGCUACAAAUCCAUCCCGGGAUAUUGCUACUCAAGCCUACUCAACAAGUUCCAGACAGCGUGGCUCCACUGCUUUUUCAGCUUCAAGUUCGAUCAUUUCAAUAUCAGCAAAACCUUCCAAUUCAACUGCGGGUCCUUUCAGUUCUUCAAUAGUUAAUCAAGUUCCAGUGAUGCAAAAGAAAAGUAGCGCUUUCUUUUCGAGAGGCUCAUGUGUCUUGCUCUGUCUUGGUUCUUUAGUUGCUGUACAGAGUAGUUGGCCUUUUUAUGCCCAGUAAAAAAACUGCUGAGAAACAGCUACUACGGCAAAAGCCUUGUAUCUUUAUGACUGUUCUUAUAUGUGUGGCUUGCUGAUACCAUUUUAGGAUAAGCAAACUUGACUUGCUCUGAUAUUCCGAGUUUGUGAGGGCGAAGUGCGAGCCAAAGUUGGGGAUUCUCUAUUCGUCAUGGUCUCCCUUGAGCCGUACUCUCCACGAUCGAUAAGUCCACAGACAUUGUUGUCAAGUCGCUUUUAAAGAACACCAAAAUUUAGUCAAGAUCGACAAUGAACAAGUGUUUUUAACAGUUUUAGUUGUUUCAGUUUUGUUUACUUCAAUCAAGAAUGUUAAAAUUUGCUGUUAAUAACAGAGAGUUAAAAUCCUUGAAAGUGAAGAGAAAAUACGAUAAAAGCCUACAGGAAGUUCAGAGGCAUAUAAAGACGUUUGUGGGGUACGCACAGAGGAUAAUUUUGCCACGAUUGUUAUCGACCAUCAGCUAUCAACUGGCUACCGUGAAACACAGGACAAACACUUGCCCUCAGAAUUGGUACAAACAGAGGCGACGCUAUUGAUCUCGCAAUGUCCCUUACCAAUAUGAAAGAUUACGAAAGGAGAACCUCUGUCUUUUAGUUUUUACCUUAAAAUAUCUUCGACUUUAUUUCUGGCAGGCACGAUCGUACUGGUGUUGAUCAGGACGCUACGUCGAUAUAGGCAUGAAGAAAGGGCACAGUAAAGAAACUAAUUAGGACCUUUUAACUAUAUGUUAUUGUAUUGUAAUCAUUAAAUACUGCUAUUAUUAGUAUACAUGUAGUUAUUACCCACGAUAAAUGCUCCCACAAACGCGGUCAUCUUUGCUGGUUGUUCACUUUUAAGAGCUGUAAAAGACGCAGCCAUCUUUGCGACCUUGCCUUAACAACUCUGGAGCACGCAUGUGACAAGGAGGUUAUUUGAGAUUUCAAACGUAACCUAAGACGAAGAUAGCCCAAAAAUUCCAGAUGGUCCGACGGAUUCGUUCAGUCGGGCACUCUCCCUCCGGGACUCUCAUAUGAACGGGAAGGGGAUGCAUAUUUUGUCUUACUCCUCGUCCGUGUCGGUGGGGCCGUGCUAAGGUUCAUUUUAAGUCUUUCAGAAUGAAAACG